AUGCCCGAGAAGGCGUUUUCCGGGAAUCAAGACGUCCUACCCUCAGUAGAGGAUGACGGUCUCGAGACACCGAGCACUGGAGAUGAUUCCGUGUCAAGUCACGAGCCAAGUUUACGCGGUGCACAUUUUGUGCCUGAUGACCAGCUGUGCCUUUCGCCAAUGGCACGCUCACCUCCAGACGCGGCCCUUUAUCCCAAGGUGUCUCCCGAGCCGACCAAGGUAGUCCAACAAUCUAUCGAGACGCCUGAUGAAGUGAUGGGUGACGACCCCGUCUUUAUUAACACUAUCCCAUCCUCGCCGCAUAGUCGGCGUGGCGACGCUACUUCUCCCCAGAAACGUAAAUUCCGAGUCAUCGAAAUCACAGGCGACGAUGAGCACCCUACGAUGCCACGAGAGCCGAAGAGCGAGCCCCGCACUCGGAGCCGAUACUUUACGUCCAGCGAUGCCGACCGCUACCCCGUUUACGUCCCCAGGAGGUCUAGUGGUGGGGCCGUUCGGGUAUCGGUUGAAGGAGACGACGGGUCUCCCAACUCUCGGAGGAAGAGGAUGAAGACCAUUGAUCUCACUGAUUAG
Molecule: messenger RNA, 573 nt
Organism: Parascedosporium putredinis
Lineage: Eukaryota; Fungi; Ascomycota; Sordariomycetes; Microascales; Microascaceae
Source: the annotation of a GenBank genome assembly